AUGCCUUCAUCCGAGACUCCGCAGCAUAGGGAAAUUCGGCAUGCGCUCCGUCAAAUCCGCAAUGAUAUCGAGAGCCUUGACGCUCAUCAACUUGAUUCCAGCCUUCUGAAGAAAUAUAAAAUAUGCAUGUCACCAAUGGAGCUGGAUGAAAGCUCCAAUGAUAGACCAAUCUUCUUCAGACCAUGCGAUGCCUCUUUACUCCUCAACCCCGACGAUCAAUAUGACGAAGGAAGAUCGGAAUAUACUGACUACGAUUCAUGGGACCCAGAACUUAGACUCCACAUUGACUGUGCUCGCAGCGUACUCGACUAUAUUUCCUACUAUGUUUUUGCGAGUUCCCUUGGCAGCAAAGAUUUCAUUCUUAGGAAAACCUGGUCUGGUGUCAGUACCAGCGAUGAGCCUUUCAGAGGGCUAUGGCGCGAUACAUAUCCUGAAUAUGGAACUAUGAGGGCCGAUCAGGUCAAGGAUCAUUCAUCUCCGCAUAUGAAAGCCAUGCUCUAUAGCAAUUUAGAUGGCAACAACAACAGCAUCAACGACGAGCUUCUGCAAGGAGAGAUCCUCGUUGCCCUCAGAUUAGCUCAUACUCAGAUGAGACGUCGUCGCUUACAUGGACAUAUGACUGUUCCGGUUCUUCUCUUCUGCUUUAUGGGACCCCAACAUGCUCGAGUCAUUGAAGCAUAUUUCAAUGGUACUUCGUUUGUGAUGCGUACAACUCGGCUAUUUGAUCUUCGCAAGAAGGACGAGGCCUUGAUUAAAUGUUUCGGGCAGUGGUACCUUGGGGAGCCUACUGGAGAUACAAGAUAUCUUCAUAAGGUUUAG
Messenger RNA from Aspergillus costaricaensis CBS 115574, 819 nucleotides. RefSeq lists its product as uncharacterized. The transcript has 3 exons. Lineage: Eukaryota; Fungi; Ascomycota; Eurotiomycetes; Eurotiales; Aspergillaceae. Bases 1 to 819 code for a protein of 272 amino acids. The record is from RefSeq and is a predicted model, not a curated record.